ACAUGGCUUCCUCACCGGCACUUCCACUGUACGCGAGCCGCUAUCCGACGCCGAACGGAUACCCGCAGAUCAACGGGGAGGUCGACGCGCCGCUCGACUUUCGCAAGGUGGAAUCGCUACGCAGGUACGUCCCGCAGCCCAGUGGGAAGAGAUGCGUUGAUGGCUCUUCGCGUGCCGGAGAGCCUUGUCGAGCCUUCCACAUCAAUCAACCUAUUACACAGUGUUUAUCAGUCUAGCGGGGGGGGGGACAUAGGGAAAACACAGCUUUGUUACAUGUGUGUGAGUGUGUAUGUGAAUGUGCGUUGCGUCUUUGGCGCAAUCGCUGACAUCGCUGGGCAAUGGGAACACGUCCGAAGAACACAUCCAAUUUCAAAAGCAAUAGGGCCUCAUCAUAUCGAUCCAGGAGCAGGUGCAUUAGUAGCGAUAGGCUUGACGCACUAAGGAGAGUCGGAAAAUUGGCCCGCUUUUCCUCCGCGUCCUGUGGCUGCCGAGGACGCCAGGAGCGUUCUGCGUGCCUGUACAUACCAACUAUACCUACAUAUAGACAGACAUACAUAUACACCGAACUAUAUAUAUAUACAUUGACCAUAUGCUUCCAGUCAAACAUACAUAUGCGUAGCUUUAUCUUUAUACACAUAUAUAUAUACACACAAACUUAUAUAUAUAUACAACGUGUGCGGCAAACACCGUCUGGUACAAUAAGUGAGCGCCAAUAGAGGCUCGCGACAAUAUAGCGAUUAUUAUGACCUGUUUUCGGUAUGAUAGACGUUACAGGGGUAGUUGGAGAUUCCAAAUAGGUGUAUGUGUGUACAUUACGGUAGCGGUCGCUAUCCCGCUAGCCAUCCCAUCUCAUCGACAAGCACUGUGCAUAAAAUUAGUAAGCGAGAGGGCGCGAGUGAAACGUAUGCCGCUUGCCUACAUCUAGCUAUAUUAUACACUGUAAUACUAGGCGCGCGUGUGUACACGCCCAAGGAGCAACACGAAAAAAACAAACGGAAACCACUCAAUCACUUGUAAAUGGUUCGUAGCGUUUUCAAAGUACAAAGUAACCGUAGCAAUGGAGCAAUGGACACGCAACUGAAAAGAAAUACCGACUGACAAAAACCACAGAACAAACAAACAAAAACUAAUACACGCAUACAAAACACAUACACCGUCAGGUCGGUACGCUCGGGAACACGGUCCUUGUGUGGCGGCCGCGCGUUCGUGGUCUGCCACACUGGCCGCCGGUUGUGAUUGCUCUUUAAGGUAGUGUUAGAAUUUUCGACAGAUUUUGUAUUUAGUAGCGCGUGUACAAAUUGAGAUAUCUGCCUCCGCCCCGCACUAGUCGGCUCAUAUCAGUAACCUCUAGUAAGCGUUUUGACCCUUGCGUGCGAUUGUGCGUGUGGAGCUUGUAGAACGGACGGUCCUUCCAGCGCUAGCGAUCGUGUGGAGAGCGCGGUUGACAUUCGGUUUUGCCGGUGGUAGAGCAAUGGGGAUGUGCGUGUGUUCGUUUUUUUGACUCCUCCUCCGUUGGAGGCACUGAAGGCUGCCCUGUGCAAUUUGCUCUUGUGUGACGCGUUACAAUAAACAAACAAACAAAAAAACCCUCCGAACUACCGACCGACGAGGUAGUAGUGAUGGCUUCCCGAGCUUCAAUCAAACCUUUGCAUCUAUCAACCAAACUGAACGGCGGCAAGUGUGGUACCGCUGCUGGGGAUGCCAUAGGCGGGGUGUGUCGUGCACAACGAUGGCGCUGCGCUCUACACGUCUCAUCCAACGGGCGUCAGUGUGUGUCGUUAGUGUCCUUCGCUUCACGCACACCACCACCAUUACAAACCCGGCACGGUCUACACCUCUGCUGCUGUCGACGAGCUUGCGUCCGUCCAUCUCCGGGGCGACUGUGUGGAACAGCACCGACACCGGCAUCAUGGACCAGCAAUACUGUCUGCGCUGGAACAAUCAUCAGUCUAACUUAACCACCGUGCUCACCACGCUCCUACAAGAUGAGAAACUGUGCGACGUCACGCUCGCCUGCGAGAAGGGCAUGGUCAAAGCACACCAAGCGAUCCUGUCCGCCUGCAGCCCGUACUUCGAGCAGAUAUUCGUCGAGAACAAGCAUCCCCAUCCGAUCAUCUAUCUGCGCGACGUGGAGGUGAACGAGAUGCGCGCCCUGCUCGACUUCAUGUACCAGGGCGAGGUGAACGUGGGCCAGCACAACUUGCAGAACUUUCUCAAGACGGCCGAAAGUUUGAAGGUACGGGGACUGACCGAAAGCAGUGCCGACCGGUAUUCGGCCGAUACGGACAGCAAGCUGCGCUCGGAGCGGAUCCGGGACUCGCGGGACGAGCGCGACUCGCUACCAAACGCAUCCAGCAACAACAGCAACAACAACAACAACAGUAGCAGCAACAACAACAAUAACAACAACACGAUCAGCAGUAACAACAACAACAACUCCCUGCACCAUGGGCCGCUGCGCGACAAGGAGCUGACCGAGCACGAGCAGCUCGAGCGGCUUCAGCAGCAGCAGCAGCAAACGCACCACCAACAGCAGCAGCAUCCGUCGUCGCACCAGCAACAGUCGCAGCAGCAUCCGUCGUCGCAGCAUCAGCAACCGACGCACCAAACGCACCAUCACCACCAUCACCAUCAGCACGGUGGUGGCGGCGGCGGUGGCGGCGGCGGCGGUGGAGGCGGCGGUAGUGCCGGCCCGGUGCAGCAACCGUCCCGGAGCGCGAGCAUCGAUCUGAUGCAGUCGGCGCUGGUGGACGAGCGCGACUAUCUGGCGGCGGAGGAUCGCGAGAUCAGCACGGUAGAGAAUAAGAAGAAGCGCAAAUUGUCCACCACCUGUGAUAACUCAUCGCCCUCGACGCCGUCCCUGAUGAACGAACGGCAAGGGGGGUACGAAUCGCAGGCCUCGUCACACAGUAGCUUCAAGCAGAGCCCGAAACCGGAGGACGAGUUUAAGGUGAGCUCGCCGGCCCCGGUCCAUCCGCUGGCGGGCCAUCCGCUGAGCGGCAUCAAGCAGGAGCUGCCCGAGCUGCCGGUGCGCCAUUCGCUGUCCUCCGAGCUGAUGCAGCCCCUCAAGAUGCCGCUGUAUGCCGACGAGAUGUCUGCGAGCAUCGGGCUCGAACCGCACGCGCACCUCAACCACCUGCGCCAUAAAUCGAAACAUCCUAUUCCGAUCAACAUGAACGCGGACGAUAUGAACAAUAUCCUAGCACCCGGCAACAUGGGAUCGCUCAACGAGAGCGGUGACAGUGACGCCCACCUGUCACAUCCGGAUCAUCCAGACAAUAUCGAUGGUGACCGUAUGUUGCGUCUAGCGAUGGCGUCACGUCACCACCAUCAUCGUGCCGGUUUGCAUCAUCACGAUCUCGCCUCUGGAGUGGUUGUGAAUGCCGUUUUGGCAGCCGGAGGAGGAGGAGGAGGAGGAAGCGGCUGCGUUAAUGGGAGCCGCACUGUUGGCGCAGGAGGCAUGGCAGGAGGAGGCAGUGAUGGGCCAGAGUAUGAAGGUGCAGGUCGCGGUGGGGUAGGGUCAGGGAUAGGAGGAGGAGGAGGAGGAGGAGGAGGUAGGGCGGGAGGAGGAGUAGGUGCGACGGGAGCAGAGAAACAGCAGCAGAACCGCAGCAACCAUCACCGGACCACCGAGCAAGCGGAUCGUGAGGCGAGCGUAUGUGCGGCAGGAGGAGGAGGAGUAGGACCAGCAGCAGCAGCAGCAGGUGUAGGAGGGUUAGGGUGCGAUAGUGGUGCGGCAGCAGCGGCUGCAGCAGCAGCAGCAGCAGCAGCAGCGGCCAGUAUGCUUGGCUUCAGUGGCGUUCCGCUUCCGCUCGGCGGUAGUAGUAGUCUCGUCGAGUCGCUGGUCGAACAUCACCGCCUGGCCGCGAGCCUAGGAGGAGGUGCAGUAGGAGGCGGGAGUGGAGCUGGCGGUGGGGCAGGCAGCUCAGGAGGUAGUGGAGGAGGUCUCGCGAACGGGUCACCGUACGGUGGAGGAGGGCAUCAUCUGUCCCACCAUCAUGGUGGAGCCGGGGCCGCCACCGGUCACCACCAUCAUCAGCACCACGCCGCACCGCACCACCAUUCCCUGCAGCAGCAGCAUGCGAGCAGUGCCUUCAACAGUGCCGGCGAUGCCCGCUCGGGAGUGGCGGUAGCGGCAGCCCUCAACACCGGUGGUGGUGGGCCCCCGCCGGAUGGCAGCGGCAGCGGUAGCCGGUGUAGCAAACCAUCCGUCACGUCGACGACUCCACCGACACCGGCGUCCCUGUCGUCGUCCUCGUCGUCCUCAUCCUCUGCCUCCUCAACGUCACUGUGCGGGGGUAAUGGCGGUGGAGGCGGUGCAGGAGCAUCUGGCGGUGGCUUUCUCAUCACCGGUGACCCAUCCGACACCAUAGGGGCUGGAGGUGGUGGAGCGGGCGGUCCACUCCGUGGUAGUAGCGGUGGUGCCGGUGGUGGCAGCAGCGGCGGUGGCGGCAACGGUGGCACUUCCGGCGGUGGAUCAAGCACGACGCGGCGCGACCACAACAUCGACUACUCGUCGCUGUUCAUACAGCUGACCGGCACCUUCCCGACGCUGUACAGCUGCGUCAGCUGUCACAAGACCGUCUCGAACCGGUGGCACCACGCAAACAUACAUCGGCCCCAGAGCCACGAGUGUCCGGUGUGCGGGCAGAAGUUCACCCGGCGCGACAAUAUGAAGGCUCACUGCAAGGUGAAGCACCCGGAGCUGAGGGACCGCUUCUACAACCACAUCGUACACAUGUGAUUAAGCGCCGCCCGAAACAAGCAGCGGCUGAAGUAUAAGAAGAACCUGUUCGUGUAAAGCGUGGGUCGCUCGCUCUCUUUUUCCAUGCACACCACCGUCUUAACACUCACUGUGGGGUAGGUCCUUGAACACGAGUCGCUCGCGCACACACGAGCCAAAUGAUUUUCCUCUGGUCACGUGGGGUGAGUGUGUUGUAGGAGAUGUGCAUGGCCCAGCCGUUGUAGAGUAAGGAUUGACUGCUCUACACAUAUUAUUGCAUCAGCAGUAGCGCGCCAUCCAAGCGAGUUGAUUGACAUACACCGUAUACUGGACCCCAUUUUUCCUCCCACAGUAUGGAUGAUAUUUAUAUACGCAUACAACAUUCAUACCAACGUAGUAUUGCCUUCAUGUCUUGAGGUUAGACAUUUUACAUACGAUGAGCAUAUAUAUAUAUAUAUAAUUAUAUUGUCAAUGGUGGACGUGUGUGGAUAGAUCGCUACGUCAUAGAUGAGGCCUGCAAUAGGAUUGUUUCCGUUCGCAGCACAUCGCGCCUGUAGUGUGAUGAUCGCAUACUCCUCCUAUAUCUUGUAUGGUAAAAAUGUGCAUUUUGGAGCAUAUAUAUAUAUAUAUUUAAUGACAUGGACAACACGUACUUUCAUUGAAGGGAGAUGACCCUUAUUUCCAGCGCUAGAUAGGGCAGGAUCAUAUUAUGUCUGUGCUGUUAAACGUCAUGGUUUUAAACAUCGUGAACAUCGCACAGGUGCAACAUGAGAGAGAUGGAGAGAGAGAGAGAGAGAGACAAAGAGGCGAUAAAGGAGUGAAUUAAAAGGAUUGAAGAGAAUUCAGGGGCGGAGGAGGAGUAAUUUAUAGUAACAAAAAUUCAAACCAAGCUCUCUGGAGGUCUCGGGCAUACUAGACUUCUGUAUUAACAUUCUUGGUCCUCUGGUAGGCCAUGGCAUUGGAAAAGAAAAGUGCUAGUUGGUGCUAAAAAGUAACUAAUCUCGUGUUAAAGGCACAAAUGUGCUGCAAAUUGCAUACCUUCCGAAGUGCAGUAAUUAUUGUAGUAGUUUUGUUAGGUUCCAUUAGAGAUAUAAUCAGUUCAGCUUGCUUGCUUAAUGUUGCGUAACGUUCUCACCUGUUCAACCUGAGUGACGAUCUCAAUAGCGUUCAGUACGGAUUUGUAGUUAUGUCUUUUCUCGAUAUCUCUCCAGUCUCUUUCUUGUCUCUUUCUCAUGUUCGCUGCCGCACCUAGCUAGUUCAUUACGGGCAUUAUAUGGAUCCCUUUCCGUUAUACGUUUAUGCGUUAGUCCAAUGCAUUAUCUGUCCUAGCAUAUGCACAAGGGAAGGUUUGUAGCAAUUACGCGUUCGACCCCUAUCAGUGGGUUUUGCUGCAUAACACUCCCCCACCUUGUACGGAUCCGUACGCGCGGCCUCUUCCACACUUAUGGCCCAAGAAUCGGGCUUGUGUGCGCUCUCCAUUUCCCCCAUUGCGUUACGCUUUCGAAUCCGUAGUGGUGUCGUUGUUGUUUGCCCUUCCGUUGCGCGUUUCCUUCUCCCUCCACACUGUGGUGUCUGUUCGGGUGCGGGCGUGCGCCAAGUUUGUCUUGGGUAAUGUGUUUAAGUUAAAAAAUUACAGAAUCCAAUUUACAAACCAAAUGUAGUAGUACAUAUUACAGCCCGGAAAUAAGAGGAGCCAUUUAGUAAAACACUUACGCUCAGGCUAUUAUAGUGUGCUUCGCGGUUUAGGAUUAGACAAGUUGACAAGUUUUUUAGAAAUGAGCCAGUAUCUUACAGGAACAAAACAAAACACUCUGACACACAUAGGAAGUAUAAUUCAGCCAAUUAUAUUAAACUAUAUACACAUUCAAGACACCGAAAGUAAAACGGAAAACAGUAACCAGACAGAAGAAAUAAGAAAAAAAACAACAACAACAACAACAAGGAACUGUAGAAAUAUCUACAAACACAUAUACAUUUAUAUUUUUAUAUGAUAUGGAAACUAUAUUUAUAUGCGUAGAUGGCCCUCCCCCGGUAAAAAAAGAAAAACAAAGCAAAAAAAAAAAAAUAGUGAACUUGCAAUAGUAAUAUCGAUUGCGUAGUUGAUAGAUUUAUAGAGACAAUUUAAACAAAUGUAUUAACAAUAAUAACUAUAACUAUAACUAUAAUCCCAAAAGCAAGACAAGUAAAAAGAAGACGUGAAACACAACAAUGCCAGCCCAAUGAAAAAAAAAGAAAAGAUAACUACAUAGUAUUAAAACAAACAAAUAAUGGAAGCUAAACAGAACAAGAAGUCGUCAAGACAUGGUAGUAACCGAACAAAACUUGUCAUGAUGAGUAGAAGUAAUUCAACCGUAGGUCAGAAAUAACCGUAUGGGCUUAUUGAUUGAUACCUUACACCUAGUGUUAUGAAAACGUAACGUUUAAGUAAAGCAAAUGAAACCAAAAGUAACCGAACAAAAGGUAGAAGAAACGGAGGAAGGAACACACAAACCAGAGCUAAACCACCAACAACCAAACUAAACAUUAGAUAAAUCGUACGAUGUGAUAUUUAGAGAUAGUAACAAAAACAAAACUGGAGGAAGCAAAACGAACAACAGCAACAACAAGAAGAGAAAGAAACAGUCACAGACGCACACACAUAUUAGGUCUUUUUUGGGGGGGGGGAGGGG
Anopheles gambiae (African malaria mosquito) is the source of this 7392-nucleotide messenger RNA. It is a transcript of the gene fru, whose product is annotated as hornerin. Lineage: Eukaryota; Metazoa; Arthropoda; Insecta; Diptera; Culicidae. The record is from RefSeq and is a predicted model, not a curated record. The transcript has 8 exons. Gene Ontology annotation, cellular component: nucleus. Gene Ontology annotation, molecular function: protein binding. Gene Ontology annotation, biological process: regulation of transcription by RNA polymerase II. Bases 1730 to 4744 code for a protein of 1004 amino acids.